Molecule: messenger RNA, 9349 nt
Organism: Amyelois transitella
Lineage: Eukaryota; Metazoa; Arthropoda; Insecta; Lepidoptera; Pyralidae
Gene: didum
Product: unconventional myosin-Va
Exons: 41
Coding region: 365-5797 (1810 amino acids)
Biological process (GO): vesicle transport along actin filament; actin filament organization
Cellular component (GO): actin cytoskeleton; vesicle; cytoplasm
Molecular function (GO): ATP binding; actin filament binding; microfilament motor activity
Source: RefSeq, a predicted model, not a curated record
UAUGAUAAGCACUUUCCCUUCAUACAAUUCAAUCAUUGUGAUGUUUUUUAUAUUCUUACUGGGUUCUUAUUAGAAUUUCAUUUCCUUACGGAAAUCAUGACGCUCAUAAGCUAGCUCUCGAGUCAUUAGAAAUAUUUUGUUCAGUCGCCAGUCAAGUGUUGUAAAAAUUGCAUUAUUGAUAAAACAACUGAUAACACUGGCAUAAAAUGUCAAUAACAAAUCAGUGACGUUUUGCAUCAGAAAAUUAGCAAAUUUCGUGCCUACCUUAUUUAUUUUCAAAAUGUAUUCACUAUCUGAACGCGUGGAAUAAUAUAAUGUUAUAAUUUUAAAUAAAUCUAUAGAGAGUAACUAAUAUUCAAUCAAAAUGACAACGAAAGAGCUGUACACAAAGGAUGCCCAAGUGUGGGUGGAGAAUGCCGAUACGGUGUGGGAGAGCGCUACUGUGGUUGCAGACUAUCGGUCCGGGGUGCUCAUUGUUAAGCUGGACCAGUCUGGAGAGAUUCGGCAGAUUAAGAUAGCAGAUGAGAACAAACUACCGCCCCUUAGGAAUCCCUCACUGCUGAUUGGUCAGAAUGAUCUCACAUCUCUAUCGUACCUGCACGAACCAGCAGUGCUGCAUAACUUGAAAGUCAGAUUUUGCGACCGCAACGCCAUCUACACUUACUGCGGCAUCGUUCUCGUGGCCAUCAAUCCUUACUAUGAAUUGCCUAUUUACGGCGAUGAGACAAUCAUGGCGUACCGUGGUCAGUCUAUGGGCGACCUGGAUCCACACAUCUUCGCGGUUUCUGAAGAGGCGUACACCAAACUCGAGAGCGAACGACGCGACCAGAGCAUUAUCGUGAGCGGCGAGUCCGGUGCUGGCAAGACAGUGUCUGCCAAGUAUGCGAUGCGAUAUUUCGCUGCGGUCGGCGGUAACGCCAGCGAAACUCAAGUUGAAAGGAAAGUACUGGCUUCCAGUCCCAUAAUGGAGGCCAUAGGAAAUGCGAAAACUACAAGAAACGACAACUCCUCCCGCUUCGGCAAAUUCAUAGAGAUUCACUUCGACAACAUAUACCGCAUAUCCGGCGCCAGUAUGCGCACAUAUCUGCUGGAGAAGUCUCGGGUGGUUUACCAGAGCGCGGGGGAGAGGAAUUACCAUGUGUUCUAUCAGUUGUGCGCGGCGGCAGCUUUCAUGCCAGAGUUGCAGCUAGACCACCAGGACACCUUCCACUACCUGAACCAGGGGGGCAGUCCCAACAUCGACAGCGUCGAUGACCUGAAGACGUUCAAUGAGACGAGACACGCGCUCACUACACUCGGCGUAACGGAGAGCGAACAACAGAACAUGUUCACUGUCCUGGCGACCAUUUUACAUCUGGGUAACAUCGAGUUGACCACCGACAGCGAUCCCACAACUGAUAUACAAGAUGGCGCCUUCAUCAGCCCCAACGACAAACAUCUCCACAUCGUCUGCGACCUGCUCGGGCUCCAGAAGCCGGAGCUGCUGCGCUGGCUGACGCACCGCCGCAUUGCGUCCGCGCACGAGGUUAUCGUGUCUCGGAUGGACGUGCAGCGAGCGGCGGCGGCGCGCGACGCGCUCGCCAAGCGGAUGUACGGGGAGCUGUUCGCGUGGCUGGUGCGCGCCGUCAACAGGGCGCUGGACACCGGCCACGCCAAGAAGCAUUUCAUUGGUGUGCUGGACAUCUACGGUUUCGAAACAUUCGAAAUAAAUUCCUUCGAACAGUUCUGUAUAAAUUACGCUAAUGAGAAAUUACAACAGCAGUUCAAUUCUCACGUGUUCAAGUUAGAGCAAGAUGAGUAUAUAAAGGAAGGCAUAUCGUGGAAGAUGAUAGAGUUCUACGACAACCAGCCGUGCAUAGACCUGAUCGAGGACCGGCUGGGCGUGCUGGCGCUGCUGGACGAGGAGUGCCGCGUGCCGCGCGGCUGCGACGCGGGCUUCGCGCGCAAGCUGGCCGCCGCCUGCGCCGCCUACCCGCACUUCCUGCGCCCGCGCUUCGCCGCUUCCGCGUUCAUAAUAAAACAUUUCGCCGACAAUGUGGAGUACCAGUGCGGGGGGUUCCUGGAGAAGAAUCGGGACACCGUCUCUGAAGAACAAUUGGAGUGCAUCAGAUCCGCCACAUCCUGCCGUCUCGUCCAGGUGAUGUUCGCCCCGGAACGUCUGGAAACGUCUAACACUUUACCUCCGCCCACCAGAAGGAAGACCAAUGCUAACGUACCAGUCGCCAGUCUCACUCAACCCCCAAAACGCGCUUCCGGACAAAAACAAACGGUCGGCGCACAGUUCCGAGCGUCGCUCUCGGCGCUGAUGGCCACGCUGUCAGCCACCACGCCGCACUACGUGCGUUGUAUCAAACCCAAUGACACCAAGCUCGCGUUCAGCUUCGAUCCGGCCAGGGCUGUUCAUCAAUUGAGGGCGUGUGGUGUCUUGGAAACCAUCAGGAUAUCAGCGGCCGGGUUCCCUUCGCGAUGGUUGUAUCAGGAUUUCUUCCAUAGGUAUCGCCUCCUAUGUAACCACAAAGAGAUAGACCGUGCCGACAUAAAAUCCACCUGCGGGAGAGUACUGGCCAAACAUCUCAAAGAUCCGGACAAAUAUCAGUUCGGAGCAACAAAGAUAUUCUUCAGGGCUGGGCAGGUGGCGUACUUAGAAAAGAUUCGUGCUGACAUCCAACGUUUGUACUGCGUGCGCGUUCAAAGUUGCGUUCGUCGGUUUGUCGCCAGGAGAAAGUAUCUGAGAGUGAUGAGAGCUGUCAGAGGUGUUCAGGCCCACGCCAGGGGAUUCUUGGCGAGACGCAAAGCACAAGAAGUCCGCCGCAACCGCGCCGCAAUCAAAAUCCAGAGAAAUGUCCGAAUGUGGCUCGCCAGGGUGAAGUACCAGCGUCUGAGGACAAUCACCAUCGGACUACAGGCCUACGCCAGGGGACUGCUCGCCAGGAGACUGUACCGGGACCGGAGGAAAGUCAGAGCGGUGCUUGCAAUACAGCGAUACGCGCGCGGAUUCCUCGCGAGACAGCGGGUGAAGAAGAUGAGAAGGCAGAUUGUCAUCUGUCAGGCUGCGAUACGCCGUUUCCUGGCGCGGCGCCAGUACAAGCGCCUGCGCAUCGAGGCCAGGAGUCUGGACCACGUGAAGAAGCUGAACAAGGGGCUGGAGAACAAGAUUAUAAGUCUCCAGCAGAAACUUGGUGCUGCCCUGGACAGGGCCAAGGGUAUAGAGCCAUUGCAGAUGCAAGUCGUUGAAUUGAGGGCCAAGUUGGAACUCCUCCGAUUGGUUGAAAUCGAAUCCAAGACCCUCAAAGUGGACAUAACAGAGAAGAACAACCUCAUCGCGUCCCUGCAAGCGGAACUCACGAGCGAAAGGGACAGCAACAAGCGGCUCGCUGAAGAGAAGAAGAUGAUAGAAGAACAGUACAAGAAGGACAGAGAAGAGUGGGAGGCGGAGAGUGAGAAACUGGCGAGGGAGCUGAAGAGUGAUAAGGAGAAUUUCGAGUUGAUAAUUGAAGAGCGUGACAAACAACACAAACAAGAGAAGGAGGCGUUGAGUGAAGAGUUGGAGGCGGAGAGGCAGAGUCGGCAGAAGCUGUUGUCUUCACAGUACGAGUUGCAAGAGAGAAUCGAUUCUUUGCAGAGGACCCCAGCAACCAAAGAACACAGAAGGUCUCUGUCGGACGCAAGCACUAAUUCUCAGCAGGAAACCACCGUGGAAGAUGAUUAUGGUUACGGUUCUGUCAGGUCCGUGGAGACCACUCGGCCCGCGCUGGAGGCCGUCAACUGGUCCACUGGAGCGCCCAACGGUGGAGCGCCUAUUGCCGACGCCGGUUUGGUAUUAAGGAUGCAAAAUAGGAUAUCGGCGCUUCAGAGCGAACUUUCUAGAACAACGAAAAGAGCGACCGACCUGGAGGAACGGCUGAUGAAUCGUCUCUCAUCACCCCCGACCAAUCCCAACAUUGACAGGUUCAGGGUUGAAGAAUUGGAGAUUGAGAACAAGAAGUUACGCGAGAAUCUGGACAGGUUGAGGGCGGCCGGAGACAGCGUGCUGAUAUCAAAGGAGGUCAUUGAACAACUGGGCGUUAUGCAAAAAGAGCUGGACCGCAGAAGAGACGAGUGUAUCCAACUGAAGAGUGUUCUCACCAAUCAGACGGUGAAUCUGAAGUCGCUUGCAUCUUCCAACUACGGCUCUGACGUGGACAUCAUCAAUGAGGAUGGGGAGCUGGCUUCCGCGUACGAAGCCCAGAAAGGCAUUAACAGACAACUGCAAGAAGAAUUGUACGCCGAGAAGAAGUUCUACUCUGAACACAUCAGCAGAACGAAGACCGAGUUGGAGCGGCUUCGAGAGGAGAAUGAGAAAUAUCAGAAGUUGCUCAGCUCGGAUCUAAGUCAGGAGCCGAAGAACAAAAGUCAAGAGUUCGCCCAGAAUGAGAUCAUCCGUCUGGCUGCGGAGAGUUUGGCGUUGCAGGAGCGUGUUGACAAACUGUCUGAGAGUUGCCGCCGUUACAAGAAUCAGAUUCGUCUGCUGGUGAACAAGCUGAAGGAGGUCGGCGUGGAAGACGUCAACGACAUACUGGAUAGCGGUGACGCAGUUGUAGCUGUGAACGCGUCGCUGCCCCUGGAGAUGGCGCCAGUGACGCGCAAGAAAGAGAGGGAAUACCUGGGAAUGUUUGAAUACAACGAGCGGGACGAGCCGGUCAUCAUCAAGAAACUCAUCACUGAUCUAAAACCGAAGGUGGCCGUGACCCUGCUGCCUGGUCUCCCGGCGUACAUCCUGUUCAUGAUGCUGCGUCACAUGGACCACGUUGAUGACGAGGCCAAGAUGCACAAGCUGAUGAAGGCGGUCCGCACCGGCAUCAAGAAGACGCUGAAGAGGAGGGCCGACAGCGUGGAGCACAACGCUUUGUGGCUGGCCAACAUGCUCAGACUCCUGAACAAUCUACGUCAAUACAGCGGGGACGCUGUCUAUCAGGCGGCCAACACGCCCAGGCAGAAUCAACAAUGUCUGAGAAUCUUCGACUUGUCUGAGUACAGGCAGGUACUGAGCGACAUAGCCGUGUGGAUAUACCAGGGUCUAAUCCACCUGCUGGAGCGGCAGCUGGACCGGCUGAUAGUGCCCGCGAUCCUGGAGCACGAGGAGAUCUCCGGGCUGUCGGGGCCGCCGCGCCCCGCGCCCGCCAGCGCCGCGCCCGGCCCCGCGCGCCUCAAGCAGGAGUUGUGCUCGACCCACGACAUAAUGCGCGCCCACGCCGUCGACACUCAGCUUGCGGUGUCAAUAUUCAAACAGUUAUUCUACUACAUAUGCGCGUACAGCCUCAACCAGCUACUCCUGCGCAAAGACCUGUGCUGCUGGGCCAAGGGGCUUCAGAUACGGUACAACAUUUCACAUUUGGAGACCUGGAUCAAGGAGCACUUGGCUGAAUACGGACAGAAGAACGUGGAAGAAAUCCUGAGUGUGCUGAAGCCGAUCACUCAAGCUGUCCAGCUGUUGCAAGCUAGAAAGUCCAUGGCGGACGUGCAGAGCACUGUGGAGAUGUGCUGCAACCUCACUGCCAUGCAAGUGUGCAAGAUCCUGAACAUGUAUACGCCCGCUGAGGAGUACGAAGUGAAGGUGACCCGCGAGUUCAUUCACGAGAUACAGAAGAAAAUGCAGGAGAAGGCUGGACCGCUCGCUGAUAAGGAACCGCAAAACCUGCUUAUGGACACGAAGAUGAUAUUCUCCGUUCAGUUUCCUUUCAACCCCUCCUCGAUACGUCUGGAGGCCAUCGAAUUGCCCGAAGUCUUAGAACUGGACGGUUUGCUCACCAAGAUAUAAAUUUGUUAAGUUUCUCACUUAAGUGCAGUGAGAAAUUGGUGUUUCUCGUUUUAUCACGAUGAGAAACAUGUUACUGUCACUCCCUUGUAUUCUGAGAUAUGUUACUCGCAUAGUUUGAAUUAUAAAUAGAAAGUUUAUUUACCAGCUUAAUGACUUUAUGACAUUGCAUUGUCAUACAAACAACACGUCACUUUGAACAUCGGAAAUAAAGGUAAUUUACAAGAUUUGAUUUCAGACAGACUCCAAAAUAAAAAUAAAACAUCGGAAAGACAAACCUUUGAAAUGUCGCUAUAGGCGAAUACAAUGUUUAUAAUUACAUUUCAUAAAUUAUGUUAUGUUAUUUUUACCUGGUGUUUUCAAUGAAGAAUCUUUAUUCCCGCCAAUAGAUGGCAUUAUUUGAAUUUCAAAUGAUAAAUUCUGUUAAUUUCAUUAAUACUCUGUAUAUUUUUCAAAGAUGUCAGCCAUUUCGUUUUUGUUUUUCUACCAUUUUGUAUUUUGUUUCUCUGUUAUUUGGCGAGAAAUAUUAUUUUAAGGUGGACUAUUUAUUUAUGUACUAUAAUUAUUUAUAAAUUAUUUUAAAAUUAUGUUAUAUGCGGUACAUACGAAUUAAAUACAUAUAUUUCAAGGAAAUGUAAAGGAUACUACUGUUUUGUGUUUUCGAGUCCCGGGUUCGGUCUCCUGUUCACUUCUUAGAAAAAAAAAGUGAACAAUUUUCUCUUAUGUGACAGGCCACACUGUUGAAUAUUUGUACUUAAUUUAUUCGUACCUAACUACAUUCCAACGAAAAUUACAUUCCAGUUUAUGCCAUAUUAUUUUGUUAGUGCCAUGAUUUAAAAAAAGUUCGCUAUUUAAAAAAAGGAGGAAUCAAAUGAUUUUUUAUUUAUUUAUUAUAAUAGAGAUUUUUUUUGCGUAAAUCAUUAAGUCCCAAAACUAAUUUAUUUCAUUUUGAAAUCUUUUAAUGAAUUUAAUUUACAAUAAUUUUAAAUUUAUCAUGUUUUUUAUUAUUAAUAUUUAUUUUAUUUUGAUUUUUUGUUUGUCAUACAUGAUUUAAAAAAAACAACGAAGUAAACUAUUUUUCAUGUUACUGUGCAUUUUUUAGAAUUGUUUAUAUUAUUUUUUAUAUAUUCUCUCUUAUUUUAUAAUAUUUUUAUGAUGACCAAGUGCUAGAUUUAAUAGGUAUAUUACAAUAACUUUUUAUGCAUAUUAGAUUUUUGUAUUUAACAAAAUUCUAAAAUUCCUACCCUAAGUUUUGUAGCAAAAUUUGGUAUGCUCAUGCGGUCGGUGUGAGUAAUGUGUACUUAAAAUUUUACACGUUUUUUUAAAAUUAUUAUUGUGUUCCUAGUUAAAAGAGUUUAGAAAACAGUUUCUUAUAUUUUUUUUUUCAGACCGACUGUACUAAUUUUAUAUUUAGUAGAAAUUUAAUAUUAAUUGCAUAACAACAUAGUGUGAUAGUUCAAGUAUUUAUACUGUAGGAAAAGUACCAAAAUCAAUAUUAUUUUUAUCGUUAUUAUGAUUAUUAAGUUUUUUCUUUAAAAAAAAACCACACUUGUUUCCGUUAAAUCUUUUUAAAGUUGAGAAAACAUUAAUGUAUUACUGAAAAAAUAUUUAUGUUUUACUGUUAAAACCAGUUAUAAUAUGUAUGAUAGAAAAAUUGUUGUUUUGGAAUAACAAAAUUUGUACUAAAAUAUAUUUAAGUUCGGUUAAGGAGGACCUUUAAACAAUAUUAAAUAUUCGAUUUUUAUCAUCCAACAAUCGUAUUGAAUACCAAGAUAGCAUUUAUGUGAUAUGAUGUGAUCACAUGCUUUGAAAUGAAAAAGUAACGAUCCGCUCUCUCUGUCCCAUAUUGAAUUUUCACGAAGUUGAAUUAAUGCGUGUUAUUUAAUCUAAAUGUAUGCUUAUUUAAAUCUUUAUACAAUAAUUGUUGUAUAACGCUUUUAGUAUAAUGGUUAUUUCCAAUUAAAAAUAAGAGUUUUAACAGUGUUACCAUUAUAUUAGGUGCUCAUACACAGCUGUAGUAUUAUUUAUAUUAUAUUAUACACAUUUGCAUCGUUAGUAUAGAAUUUUAGACCUUAUAGUUAUAAACCCAAGGUUCAAAGUGUUAUAAUAGAUGUUUAUAGUAUUUUUCUAGCAAAUAAAAAUGGCUACUGUCAAUUGAUUAAGUGCGCCAUGCUUGAGAUCAGAAAUCAAGGCAGCAAAUAACAUCCGAAUUAAAGGAACAAUAUAUUUAUUUAUUUAUUUUAUACGUACACACAUACGGUCACGUCUAUAUCCCAUGCGGGGUAGACAGAGGCAAUCAGUCAUGAAUAGACCGAAAGGUCACAUUCGGCUAUUUUAUUAUGACAAGAAAUAAAUAAAUCAUUGUACUAAAAUGAAAUGAUGUUAUAAAAAAAUAUACAUCGGUUCACUAUAAAAAAGAUUGUGUGUAACUUAACUAUGGGUCCUUUAAAUCUUCUUCAAAAAAUCUUGUUAGUAAAACACAAUAAUUUAAUAUAAACAUUUGUUUUUUUUUUACAAAUAAAUUGUUACCAACUUUUAAAUUUAGUUCUUAAAAUGUAUAAAUAUCAUUAAAAAUGCUUAAAAAGGUACAACAAUGUGUAAAGGGUAAUUCCGCACUGUUUUUGUUAAAAUAUUAUUUUCAAUAUAGUCACCAUACACAUAUGUAUUAAUAAAAUAAACUGCUGGCUAAAAGCCUCCUUUAACAUUCUCAAGACAGAAUUUUUGCAUCAACGAAAAAUUAUAACGUUUUUAAAAGAAGAACAAGUGUGUUCUAGAAACUGGUAACAUGCACUUGAAAUAAUUAAAAAGAUCAUUGUUCGUUCUAUAAAUACAUAUAUAUAUAGCAGGGGAACAAAAAAAAAAUAUAUAUAUAUAUAAACAGAUUGGCCAGUGUCUUAGAUUGUGUAUGUAUAUAUGUAUUUAUCAUAAAAUAUAGUAUUGUUGAGUUGCUAUCCUUAGAGGAAACUUAUUUUGAGAGUAGCUCAAUUUGUGUGAUUUACCAUAUUUAUCUAAUAAAAUUUACUAUUAGGGUGCUCAAGUUAUAGAAUCCUUGUUAGAUUAUAUUAAAAAAUAUAUAUGUAUGUUGAAUAUAAAUGUUAUCUGUAAUAUAUCAAUAAUAGCUUCCAAUUCUGAAGAUAUUUAUGUUAAAAUAACAUUGUUAUAUCAUGAAAUCAAAUGGAUGUUUAGACCUUAACACUUAUGAAGCUAAAUUAUUAAUAUCACUGUUAUUUAUUUACUGAAAACUAUAUAGCACUCAAAUAUAUUUAUUGCAUAGAGUGUAUUUAAAUUAAAAAAAUCUAUAUAUUGUUAUUUUGAUGUGACAUGCGGUCUAUUGCUUUUGUGUAUAAAAUAUAAACGUUAGAUGGCUGUUAGAUAAAGUUUAUGAGAUGUUCGUACUAUUGGUAGGUUUUAGACAGAUUCAGCUUUCACUAUUCAGUUUUCUACCGAGUUAGAUAAAUUAUGUGUAUUAUUUUCCAAAAUGAACGACAUGAAUCCUACUAAUAUUAUAAAUGCGAAAGUUUGUGAGUAUGUCAGGAUGUCAGUAUGGAUGUUUGU